AAGGUCUCCCUGCCCAUGGCCAAGCAGCCGGGGCGCUCAGUGCAGCUCCUCAAGUCGGCAGACCUGGGGCGGCAGAGCCUGCUCUACCUGAAGGAGAUCGGGCACGGCUGGUUCGGCAAGGUGUUCCUGGGGGAGGUGAACUCGGGCAUCAGCAGCACCCAGGUGGUGGUGAAGGAGCUGAAGGCGAGCGCCAGCGUGCAGGACCAGAUGCAGUUCCUGGAGGAAGCGCAGCCCUACAGGGCCCUCCAGCACACCAACCUGCUGCAGUGCCUGGCCCAGUGCGCUGAGGUCACCCCGUACCUGCUGGUGAUGGAGUUCUGCCCGCUGGGUGACCUGAAGGGGUACCUGCGGAGCUGCCGGGGGGCCGAGGCCAUGACCCCGGACCCGCUGACCCUGCAGAGGAUGGCGUGCGAGGUGGCCUGCGGCGUCCUGCACCUGCACAGGAACAACUACAUCCACAGCGACCUGGCCCUGCGGAACUGCCUGCUCACCGCCGACCUGACCGUCAAGAUCGGAGACUACGGCCUCUCGCACUGCAAGUACAAAGUAAGGUGUCUGGCACGAGGGCAGCAUCAGUGGGAUGCAUCAGGGUGGAUUGUUUUUGGGGCCGCUGGCUGGUAGCGAGGUGGGGGUCUCCCCGUGCCCCCAGCAUCCCGCCCUGCCCACAGGUCGCUGGGCGUCACCAUCUGGGAGCUGUUUGAGCUGGGCAGCCAGCCCUACGACCACUACUCCGACCGGCAAGUGCUUGCCUAUGCCAUCAAGGAGCAGCAGCUCAAGCUGCCCAAGCCCCAGCUGAAGCUGUCGCUGUCGGAGCGCUGGUACGAGGUGAUGCAGUUCUGCUGGCUGCAGCCGGAGCAGCGCCCGACGGCGGAGGAGGUGCACCUCCUGCUCUCCUACCUCUGCGCCAAAGGGGCGACGGAGGCGGAGGAGGAGUUCGAGAAGCGCUGGAACUCCAUGAAGCCCAACGGCAGCGCCAGUGCCAGCCACCACGGCGCCGAGCUUUCCUCCUUCCCGCUGCUGGAGCAGUUCUCGGCAGACGGCUUCCCCUCAGACGGGGACGACAUCCUCACCGUCAUGGAGACCAGCCACGGCCUCAAUUUCGAGUACAAGUGGGAGCACACCAAGACCGAGCACUUCCAGGCGCCCCUGGGGUCCCUGAGCCCCAGCAGUGCCGCCCGCUACCACGACCUCUACUACCCAGCCACAACCGCGGGGCGCCUGAGCCUGGGGGUCUCGCCCUCCUGCUACGAGUGCAAGCCACCGGGCUGCCCCGGCCUGCCGGCACCUGGCGUGGUGCCCAUCCUGGGCGCCCCUUCUCUCGGCAGCGAGUACUACAUCCGCAUCGAGGGGCCCGGGGAGGGCAGCGCUGAGCUGGAUUACACCAUGUGCGCCUACAGCCCUGCGGGCGAGCGGGGCUCCCCGCGCCCCCCGUCCUGCUGGAGAGCCCAGGGUGCCCAUGGCAGCGCCUGCGACUCUGACAGCAGCCCCACCGUCUCCCUCAGCAUGGAGCCGCUGCUGGGCCAUGCGCCGGCAGGUGAGGGCUCCUGGGAGUGCGCUGAGUACUACCCCUACCCCUGCCCGGGGCAGGAGCCGCGGGGUUACGAGCCAUCCCCCAGCCACGGGGCUGAGGGGUACCUGCUGGAGGAGGAGCCUGCCCAGCCGGGCAGCCAGGACUGGCCCGUCCCUGGCUUCCAGCCCAGCAUCUUUGCCGACCCGCUGGGUGUCUCCCCAUCGGUGAACUGCGCCUACAGCCCCCAGGGGUACGGGGAUCCGCGGGCAGCCCCGCCGGGCGGGCGGCUGCCGGGGCAGAGCGGGGCCCGUCCGGACUGCGUGGCACUGGAGCUGGGCGAGGACAGCCCCCCCGGAGCCCCCUGCCCACAGGGUGUGAGCCCCCCGGCUCAGCGGCAUCCUUGGGCCUCCAACAGCUCCUCCAACAACAACAUCGUAGAUGGCGCCCGGCCUGCGCCAGAGGCCUCCGAGGCUCCUGCACCGGUGCCCGGGGAGGCUGCUGCCGAGAGCGGUGUGUGUGCCACCAGUGACGUGGACCGGACGCCGGACAAGACCUUCUCCAGCUCCAGCUUCCCCAGCGCGGAUGAAGGGAGUGACGAGGACACGGCGGAGCUGACCUCCGGCGUCUUCACCGACUUCUCUGGGGAUUACAUGGAGCGGGUGGAGGCGGCCCCGGCAUUCAAGUCCCUGCAGAAGCAGGUGGGGACGCCGGACUCCCUGGAGUCGCUGGACAUCCCCUCCACAGCCAGCUCCUGCGAGGUCUUCAGCCCCACCGCCUUCACCCCCGCCGGCCAGCCCAAGGCCCUCGACAGCGGCUACGAUACUGAGAACAACGAGUCCCCCGAGUUCGUCCUCAAAGAGCCCCACGAGCCCCGAGAGCCGGAGGCCUUCGGCCAGCCGGGGAAGCCACCUCCGGGGCUGCCGGGGGGCGAGGGUCUGGCCCCUGAAACGCGGCUCUCCACCUCCCUCGGGGCCGAGCUGCACAGCCUCGCUGAGAAGAACCCCUACCGUGACUCUGCUUACUUCUCCGACUACGACGCCGAGGCCGAGCGCGGCCCCAAGGACGAGGAGGACAGUGACGGGUCCCGGACCCCAGAGGCAGAGGAGUGUCCCCGGCCCCCUGCGCAGGACCUGGGGCGAGCCCCCAUGCUGGGAGAGGACCCACUGCACCCCCCGGGGGCACCUGGCAGCCCCCCAGCAGCGCCCGGCAUUGUGGUGGCAGUGGACGUUCCGGCAGCAGCGACCCGCCCGCCUGGGGCUGUGCCGGCAAGUGCUGGGGAGCCGGUGUCCGUUGGAGGGAUCUGUGUGCCCGAGGGCGUCCCUGGACUUGGGGGAGCCGCAGCCAGGGGCAAACAGACUGUGCCCCCCACACCGGGGCUUAGGGAAGCAGGGCUGCUCCCAGAGGGGACCAGGGUGGGCGACGCACCGGGGGGUCCCAGCACACUGCUAGCGGGGGGCAAGUCGCCCCUGGGCCUCUCCCCGCUCCCGUCUGCCCGGGAGCUGCGGCUGGCCGCCCCCGAGCACCGCGAGGAGCUGGAGGAGGAGGAGGAAGACACGGAGGACAGCGACGAGUCAGACGAGGAAUUGCGCUGCUACAACAUCCAGGAGCAGAGCGAGGAGAGCGAGGAGGAGCCGGCAGCCGUACCCAUCGUGGUGGCCGAGAGCCAGAGUGGCAGGAACCUGCGCAGCCUCCUCAAGAUGCCUAGCCUGCUCUCCGAGGCCUUCUGCGAGGACCUGGAGCGCAAGAAGAAGGCCGUCUCCUUCUACGACGAUGUUACCAUCUACCUCUUUGACCAGGAAAGCCCCACGCGGGAGCUGGCUGAGCAGAGCUUCCCGGACCCCCCCCAGCCUUCGGGGCAGCCCCCCGCAGGCGGCAGCCCCCCCAGCCCGGCAGACAGGCUCGGCGCCUCUGACGACUCCUCGGACGGCAACGCUUCGGAAGAGACAGGGAUGCGACCCCUGCGCUGGCUCGGCUCAGGGUGCAGCGGCAGCCAGGAGCUGCGAGAACGGCCCAGGCACCAGUUCGCUCGGGGGUGCGCACCCCAGCAAUAA
Molecule: messenger RNA, 3561 nt
Organism: Aptenodytes forsteri (emperor penguin)
Lineage: Eukaryota; Metazoa; Chordata; Aves; Sphenisciformes; Spheniscidae
Gene: LMTK1
Product: apoptosis associated tyrosine kinase
Biological process (GO): brain development; peptidyl-tyrosine autophosphorylation
Molecular function (GO): ATP binding; protein tyrosine kinase activity
Source: RefSeq, a predicted model, not a curated record